Daphnia pulicaria is the source of this 3184-nucleotide messenger RNA. RefSeq names its product major facilitator superfamily domain-containing protein 6-like. The coding region runs from base 627 to 2678 and encodes 683 amino acids. NCBI's taxonomy places the organism in Eukaryota, Metazoa, Arthropoda, Branchiopoda, Diplostraca, Daphniidae. Gene Ontology annotation, cellular component: membrane. The transcript is spliced from 11 exons. The record is from RefSeq and is a predicted model, not a curated record.
ACUCACUAAACCUAUCAGUCGUGAUCAGCACACCUACUAUUAUUAGCCACCCUAGCCUAGCCCAGUUAUUUAAUUGAUGAAUGCUAGCUGUAGCUUGUUAACCCAUAGUUCGUAAAGUGUUUUAUUACAAAGUGUUUAAAAUCGACAUGCCUCAACGUGGCAAGUCCCUUCCGCUCUUGUUUGGUUUUUUAUGUUUAUCACCGUGAUGUUGUCAAAAAUGGCGGCAAAAUUACGUUGGCAGCCAUUCAAUCUUCCUCGCAGAUGUAAUGCUAUGAUUGGCAACAGAUGUAGAUGGUAUGACAAACACUUUAAAAUGGGUCAACAUCAUGUUUUACGCCCUGUGCACCUGGCCUCUGACUGACCAACAUAUGUUCCCUUUUAUUGUCUUUUGUAGUGUAAAUUCAUAACGGGUCGCCGUCGCGUCAUACCAUCCGUUCAACCCAAAGUGACUUGCAUUUUCCCCUUUAAAAAUAUAUUUUGCCUGCGAAUUUGUGUUGUGCUUCAAGAAAGCUUCAUGCCCGGCAGCAAAUGUGUUACAUGCAUAUAUGGUGCUGAAACAUACGUCAGUAUGGUAACGGUAGUCGUUUGAGUUCUAUCUAGCUCAGACCAGUGCAGAUAUUUUGAGUAUGGAUGGAGAUUGUUCCAAGACUUCUAUGAAGUCCGACACCGAUCAAAAGCUGGACAUGGAAAAGACAGAAAUUGAGAAGAAAGAGGGAUUAGCAUUGCUGAUUUACGAUUUAAAACAACGCAAAUUAAUCCCCAUCAAAAUCCUUAGCCUGAUAGUUUUUUCUGGUUAUGGCGUGCUGUUGCCCUACGCCGCAAUUCACAUGAAAUCUUUGGGGAUCAGCGUUGAAGAAACUGGCGCCAUUUACAGCGUAAAUGGCGUUCUGAGUGUAUUGAUCCCCAUCUGCACUGGCAUGAUCGCCGAUAAAUUGGGAAAUUUUAAGAUGCUUUUGAGCGUAUUGUUCGGAUGUGCCAGCAUUACUUCGCUUAUGUUCCUGCUUGUUCCAGUCGGAAGGAUUUCGGUGGAUUACCCGACUAACAUGUCGAUGGCACUCGGCUGCUUCAACGAGAACUCGACACUUACACUGACAGACCUUGAUUUACAUCCAUGCAAAUUCAAACUAAACGAAGACUCCGAAAACAAUGUUAUUAAUGUGUCUGCGACAAUAGGAGAAUGUGGCAGCGUUUGUUACCACAGCGAAAAAUCUGACACUGAAGCCACCCUAGAAACAGCUUCUUCUUUUGUAAGUGAUACCAAUUUAGAUGACUCGGUCGGCAAAGAAUUUCUUGAUGCUGUUUUCUUCCCAAACGACUGGGAUUUGGAGAUGUCCUGCUUGCAAAAUUUGAAUGGAAGAAGUAACUGUCAGUUAGGUCGCAAAAUUGGUGCUGUUUCAAGAAAGGAAAAAAACGCGACUCUUGCAUUGCAAUUAUUUCAGAACGACUACAACAUUAAAACUGGAGUAAUCCCUGUUUUGUGGAUGGCUUUAGAAGACGAAUCCGAGUUUGAUCAGAAGUCUAGCGACUUCCAAUGUAGCACUUAUGACGAAAAACUGAAACUCCUUCAGACUGUGUAUUCUCAAGAAAAUCAAACGGAAAACUACCCGACAACCCACUACCGUACGUGUCGCUCUCAGUGCGUCGUUCAGAUCAACCGCUCCGACCUUUGUUCUGAUAAAGUCCGUGAAGAUGUCGUCAAUCCUCAGCUCACGUUCUGUAUAUACCUAUUACUUGGUUUCGUCUUUCAAGUGUUCGUCGUAGGAUCUGCCACUUUAUUCGAUGGAGCAGCUUUGGUUUUAGUCAACGAAGUCCGUGGUGACUUUGGCUUCCAGAAAAUGUUUGGGUUAAUCGGAAUUUCAAUAUUUUCACCGAUUUCUGGAGCCCUUAUGGAUUAUUUUAAUACAAAUGAAAAUGAUAAAAAUUUUCGGCCGGCGUUCUUUCUAUUUGCUGGUUUAUUUGGUAUUGCAGCUGUUGGAAUGUUAACGAUUGACCUCAAUUUUAAACCUCCAGCGGAAAAGCUGAUGAAAAAUGUGAUAUCUCUGCUGAAAAACGUCGAGCUGGACGUUCUACUUGCCGUUUGCUUUAUCUCAGGAAUGUUGACGGGGUGCACGGGAAGUUACUUCUUCUUAUUCUUGGAAGAAAUUGGUGGGUCCAGGUCUUUAAUGGGACUGACGCUUACCGUCUCUUGUCUUACAGGAAUUCCAUUGCUUCUCUUAUCGGAUACCAUUUUUCGUAAAUUUAGUAUUCCCAACGUCCUUGUCUUUAGCCUUUUUACAUUCGUCGUACGUUUGGUAGGAUAUUCGUAUAUCUACAACCCAAACUUGUGUCUCGUAUACGAGGCUAUGGAAGCCAUUACUGGUAUUCUACCAAUGACAUCUUUUAUGAUCUAUGCAACCCAAUUGGGGACUACGUCCACUGCGACUUCCAUUCAAGGAUUGAUUUCAGCGACGUACAUCGGACUAGGGGCUGGAAUUGGAAGCUCGGUCGGCGGAGCCCUGAUCGGAGCGUUCGGCCAGCGAGUAGUUUUCCGCAUUUUGGGAGUCGUCGCUUUCCUCACUGGAUUCCUCUACUUCCUCUUUAAUAUUUUUUACUUGCGUCCAAAGGCCAAUGAAAAAAAUAACACUACCAUUGACAAGACUGAUUCAAGUGUAAACGGGAAGGUCGAAGAAAUUCAGUGACAUUCAACGUCUGUUUAGCGCGUUUAGUCUUAUUUUAGCCAACAUCAUCUUAAGUGAACUUCCUUCCUAUAUGCCAUUAACUCGGUCGUUUUGAGACUUAACUAACUUUUUUUUGCUAAUCAAUUUUAGCUUAUUUACAGAUAAAGCCAUAUUAAAAAUUUUAAAGACUAAAAGAAUUUGUUAUUGUCAUAAUUUGGAUAAAUCAAUAUAAAAGAAGCUUUCAUGUCAGUAUUUUAACUUUUUUUCUACCCUUUUGGCCACGAGGGAAACAUCGCGUCGUUUCCAUCUUCUAGGAUCCAUCAGUUUAACUGGACUUCCCUGAAUCGGACAACCCUUCAAUUAGGUAGCUUUAUUUAUCAUUGAUGAAGAAAAUCCAUAUGUGCGAACGAGGACAAAGAAUGGGUUACAAAAGCCAUCGGCAGAAGUAGAGCAACAGAAACUUUUGAAUCCAAUUUCCUGCUGCAUUGGUAUAGUUUAGUAUUUAAAAAGUAAAUUUCACGAAUCUU